Messenger RNA from Lichtheimia ornata, 582 nucleotides. RefSeq lists its product as uncharacterized. The transcript is spliced from 3 exons. NCBI's taxonomy places the organism in Eukaryota, Fungi, Mucoromycota, Mucoromycetes, Mucorales, Lichtheimiaceae. The coding region runs from base 1 to 582 and encodes 193 amino acids. Gene Ontology annotation, molecular function: metal ion binding; mRNA binding. The record is from RefSeq and is a predicted model, not a curated record.
AUGAGCCCACUCGAGGACCUAUGGCAUUGUGCGAUAUCGUGGUUGAGAAGACGACAGCACGUGGUGCAGCUAUCCUUGGUUGGUUUUGGUCAUUUUCAUUGUAACUUGACAGUUAUUGUUGGCAUGAUGCUUCAUCAGUCACCACCGACUAAGCAGGUCCUUUUAUACAAGACCGAGUAUUGCCGUAAUUGGACCGAGCUCGGAUCGCCCACGCUGAUCAACCACUUGGAUACAUCCAGAUACGGUAAAAAAUGUCGAUACGCCCAUGGGUCCACAGAGCUACGCAAUGCACCACGACACUCACGAUACAAGACUGAAAUUUGUCGCGCCUAUCAUUUUGAAGGAGCAUGCCCUUAUGGUAUUCGGUGCACCUAUAUCCACGAUAUGCCUUUUUCAAACUACUGGUCAAAGCUACCUAUACCAUCAUCACGCACCGAUUCACGCUUUUUCUCCCGGAGAGAUAGCUUUGCAAGUAGCAGCAUCAGCAGUAGCAGCAGUGCUAGUAGUACCACCUCUUCUUCAUCCACCCCUUCUUCUCCACUCCUCCCCUGGUCACCUUCAUUUGAGAUGACCAUGUAUUGA